AUGACGCAACCGGCGGCGCGGUGCCUGGGAGACGGGGGAGGGCUUCCGGGGCCGCGGGUCGGACCGCGGAGAGCUGCUGUCAUGGCGGCCACCCGGUGGGUCUUGCUCUGCGCCCUGCUGCUGCUGCAGCUGGCGGGGAGAGCCCGCGGCUCGGAGGCGCCCGGCGCUGCCGCCGAGGGGCCGGCAGGGGCUGGCGCCGGCCUAGGAGAUCGCUUCAAGAUCGAGGGGCGCGCGGUGGUCCCCGGAGUGAAGCCUCAGGACUGGAUCUCGGCGGCCCGAGUGCUGGUGGACGGAGAGGAGCACGUCGGCUUCCUGAAGACAGAUGGGAGUUUUGUGGUUCAUGAUAUACCCUCUGGAUCUUAUGUAGUGGAAGUUAUAUCUCCUGCUUACAGGUUUGAUCCCAUUCGAGUGGAUAUUACUUCAAAAGGAAAAAUGAGAGCAAGAUAUGUGAAUUAUAUUAAAACAUCAGAAGUGGUCAGACUGCCCUAUCCGCUUCAAAUGAAAUCUUCAGGCCCACCUUCUUACUUUAUUAAAAGGGAAUCAUGGGGCUGGACAGACUUUCUGAUGAACCCAAUGGUUAUGAUGAUGGUUCUUCCAUUGUUGAUAUUUGUACUUCUGCCUAAAGUGGUCAACACAAGUGAUCCUGACAUGAGACGGGAGAUGGAGCAGUCGAUGAAUAUGCUGAAUUCCAAUCAUGAACUGCCUGAUGUUUCUGAGUUCAUGACAAGACUCUUCUCUUCAAAAUCAUCUGGCAAGUCUAGCAGCAGCAGCAGUAAAACAGGCAAAAGUGGGGCUGGUAAAAGGAGGUAG
Molecule: messenger RNA, 810 nt
Organism: Pipistrellus nathusii (Nathusius's pipistrelle)
Lineage: Eukaryota; Metazoa; Chordata; Mammalia; Chiroptera; Vespertilionidae
Source: the annotation of a GenBank genome assembly